ACCUCAGCAGCUACUACAGCGGCUGAUGCAGGACCCAAUCUCUCCUCCCUGGUGGCCUCCGAUAAAGGUCCAACCACUACCGCUUCGGAGACUUCAGUCUCUGCCAAUCCUACCAUCACUGGUGGCAUCUCUUCCUCGUUAAGCGGUAACAUCCCUACAAUCACGGGUACCAACACCAACACCAAGAGCGCUGGUGUCCCUACGAAUCUUCCCACGCUCUCCGGUGCAUUCACAAUUGUCGCUCCAUCUGUCCCCCCAACCGCCGAUGCCCCAUACAUGCAUCAAUCCAGCGCCCCCGAAGGAACCAUUUUCAUCAUCGCGGGUGCCAUCAUUGGUUUCUUCGCCUUAGCUGUCAUUGCAUGGCGCGCCCUCAUGGCCUACUCCCUUCACCAGAGCAUCAAGCGCGCAGCCAUGCUUCAAAACAUGCCGGACUCAAAAGCUGCCUUAUUCACAACACCUGUGGCGCCAUUCUAUCAAUAUAAAGACCGGGAAUCUACCAUAUCUCUAGCAGGACUAGGGCCCAAAUCUGGAAAGAAAGGACCACCACGACCCCCGGCUGGUGCUGGCGCCGCGCCCCUUUUCUUCUCGCCAACAGCCGGUGCAGGUGGCAUUCCAAACCCUGGAAAUCGCGGUUCGAAUUAUCUCCCUGCUGGUUACUACGCCGCUGGCGCCUCACAACUAGGUAACGGGCAAGGAAUGGCGCACAUUGGGUCCGGUAACUCCAUCUCCCUCUCAAACCUAGGGCCCACGCGAGACGGUUACGGAAGAGCGAGGAGUGUCGGAACUAGCGAGCCUGGUAGUCCGUAUAUGAAUGCGGCCCAAAGCUCCAGUACCUUGAAUCUAAGCCAGCCGAUGGGGGACCGUAGAGCCCCGAGUGUGUAUCUGGAUGAUCUUUUUGAUAGCGAGAACGCCCCCCCGGUUCCA
Molecule: messenger RNA, 924 nt
Organism: Amorphotheca resinae ATCC 22711
Lineage: Eukaryota; Fungi; Ascomycota; Leotiomycetes; Helotiales; Amorphothecaceae
Exons: 2
Cellular component (GO): fungal-type vacuole
Source: RefSeq, a predicted model, not a curated record